Molecule: messenger RNA, 3213 nt
Organism: Misgurnus anguillicaudatus (oriental weatherfish)
Lineage: Eukaryota; Metazoa; Chordata; Actinopteri; Cypriniformes; Cobitidae
Source: RefSeq, a predicted model, not a curated record
CUAAAGAAAUUAUUACCACAUUCGGUUGAAGUUGUCAUUAACACUAUGUAAAUUCUCAAAUGUGCAUGCAGGCAAAUAAUUGGAGAUAGCCAAUGUAAUAAAAUAUUUAGUCUAGUAUUUGACCUUGACCACUCUGUCUGAAUGUAGCUAGUGAAGAUAUUAUUUGAUAUAAGACACGUCUGCGUGAGAAGGAUCCGCCUCUCGUUUGUUUCAUUUUUAAGAAAGAGGAAUUGUUCCUUUCGCACGUUUAAAUUCCACCAUGCAAACUUUAUAUCGUCAUAUAAGAGACUUGAGUUGCUUCACUAAUGAACCGCUAUGCAGAAAUGACAUUUGUGAUAUAAACGUAGGACAUUAGACUACAUCUCCACAUUUCAAUAACAAAGAAAAAUACAUGGAACGGAUGAAGCUCAUAUCGGUGAUGCUUUUCUGCACUUGCUUUCAUGACUACUGUGCAGCCAAAGCAUCGCCACACAAGUCAACAUGUACGGUUGAAAACAGCAAAGCAGACUGUAGUCAUAUGAAUCUGGAUGCGGUUCCAACAAACCUGCCCAGAAAUAUCAGCGCAUUGGAUGUGUCCCACAAUAAACUAAAAACUCUGUCUUCCCUGCGUUUGUACACUGAGCUGGUGCACAUAGAUGCCAGCUACAACUCUCUAACUGCCAUAGCAGAUGAUCUUUGUUCUUCUCUGCCACGCCUGCAAAGCCUUCACGUCCAACACAAUGAAGUUUAUUUAUUGAGCGAGAAAAACCUGAAAAGCUGUUCUCAUUUGAUCCAGCUCGACCUCUCUGACAACAGAUUGAAGCUCAAGGGAGAGCCCUUCUCAGUUUUGAAGGAUUUGUCAUGGUUGGACGUGUCUCGAAACAAACUGAAAUCUGCUAAACUGGGAACACAACCUCAGCUGCCGCACCUGGUAACUCUUGUUCUUACAGGAAAUGAGAUAUCUGUACUGCAAAAGGACGACUUCUUAUUCCUCAGUAAUUCAUCGGAAUGGGUUCUGAUACUUUCAUCCCUGCCUCUUAAAAAGGUCGAGAAUGGCUGUUUCCAGGCUAUUGCUGGACUAUCUGACUUGGUCCUGGAUGGCAGCAAGCUCAGCCCCCAGUUUACCCCCAGUUUUUGUCAAGAACUUGCUGGCACAGCCUUGCAAAACCUUUCCCUUCAAAACACUCUUCAGUUAACACUCACGAACACCACCUUCCGAGGCCUAGACAAGACUAACAUCACUGUGCUCGAUCUUUCCAAUAACGCAAUGACAAAGAUUGCAGAUGGCUCCUUUCAGUGGUUUCCCAGACUGAAGUUUUUAUCCCUGGAGCACAACUCCCUUAAACACCUAACUAAGGACACCUUUAGUGGCCUUGGAAACCUGAGGCAACUUAACCUUCAGAAAGCACUGGUUAAGGGCCGUACGUCGCCCUAUCCACUAAUCGAUGACUUCUCCUUCCAACAUCUAGUCCAGCUGGAGCAUCUGUGGAUGUCAAAUACUGCCUUCCGAGAGAUAACGGAUAAUAUGUUUUCUGGACUUGCUAACCUGAAGACGCUGGACCUGAGUGGGAGCAGCACAGGGUUAAAAAUAAUCACAAAUAAAACUUUUGCUUCCCUGAAAGAGUCUCCACUUCAGACACUGAAUCUUACAAGCAUGGAUAUUUCAAGGCUGGGUCCUAGAGCUUUUGGAAACUUGGGCAACCUCACAAAACUCCUGCUUGGCCACAAUUAUAUUUUUCAGCAAUUGAAAGGGAAUGAGCUUGAGGGACUGUCUAAUGUAAUAGAGAUUGACUUUUCUUUAAACCAUCAAAGUAUUUGUCUUACCAAUACAUCAUUCAUCCAUGUCCCUAAAUUGAGGACUCUAAUGCUAGGUCGAGCACUUAGAGGGACUUUAGAUUUAGAAGCCUCUCCAUUCAGGCCCCUGGUCAACCUCACCUUUCUAGAUCUCAGUAAUAACAAUAUUGCGAACAUCAAUGCUGGCUUACUGCAAGGAUUGUAUCAUCUGAAAGUGCUGAAGAUGCAGCAUAACAACUUGGCAAGGUUGUGGAAGACCGCCAACCCUGGUGGUGCAGUUUUGUUUCUCAAGGACGUUACCAAACUGUCUUAUCUAGAUCUGGACUACAACGGCCUGGAUGAGCUUCCACUUGAGGCUUUGCGUGGUUUGUCCGAGCUGCGUGAGCUUAGUCUCCGUGGUAAUCUUUUGAAUCAGCUGCGUGCCUCUGUAUUCGAUGACCUGACGUCUUUACGCUAUUUGCAUCUUCAAAAGAACCUCAUAACGUCCGUCCAACGCGUCACAUUUGGCGUGCCGCUGUCCAACCUGACGGAACUUCAGAUGGACCGCAACCCCUUUGACUGCACCUGUGAGAGUAUCCUGUGGUUCUCCGAGUGGCUCAACUCCACCAACGCUAGCGUUCCCGGAUUCCCAAGAAGUUACCUCUGCAACACACCGAAUGGGUAUUUCAACCGCUCUGUCAUGGAGUUUGACCCACUCUCUUGCAAGGAUAUGACGCCUUUUAAGGCGCUGUAUAUUUUCAGUAGUACCGCAGUGUUGACGCUGUUAUUUACGGCUUUCCUGCUACACUUCCAGGGAUGGAGAAUUCAGUUCUUCUGGAGCAUAAUGGUAAACCGUGUACUUAAGGAUAAAAGUGUUACUGAAGCUAGAUACCUGUACGAUGCUUAUAUCAUACAUUCUGCCGACGACAAGCCGUGGGUGGAACGAAGUUUGCUCCCCCUAGAGGAUGAACAUUUUAAUUUUUUUCUUGAAGACCGAGAUGCAACACCUGGAUUUUCUCAUCUUGACACUAUUGUUGAAAAUAUGGGACGGGCCAAAAAGAUCAUUUUUGUUAUUACAGAAAUGCUUCUAAGGGAUCCUUGGUGCAGGCAAUUCAAAGCCCAUCAUGCUCUUCACCAGGUAAUGGAGAACAAUCGUGACUCGCUGAUUCUGAUUUUUCUGCAAGAUGUAGAGGAUUACAGCCUGAACCGUUCUUUACAUCUACGCCGUGGCAUGUUAAAACCUCGCUGUAUCCUCGACUGGCCUUUACACCAAGAACGCAUCCCAGCUUUCCAUCAAAAACUUCGCUUAGCAUUAGCUUCUACCAACAAGGUCAACUAGACGUCAUUCUGGUCAUAAGCUAAAGAUACCUGUACAUACUUUGACAUGGGCUGAUAUUUCAAACUUUUUUCAUAUUCAAAUAAUAUACAGAUAUUAUCAAAAUCAAAACCUCAAAGGCAUAA